UUACUCUCAUCUGCAUAGGGGCAGGUCUGGUCAGCCUGCAGAGCAACUCCUCUGUGUCUACCCUCCCUACCACCUCCCAGACAGAAGGUUGCUUCCGUAUUAGUCCCAAGUGUUCAAUGGUAAACUUUGGGUUUAAGAACCUUUGAAGUUGGAUUGAAACAGAAGUGAAGAUAAUUACUGGUGAUCUUGAAGUUCAGGAAGAAAAUGAUUGUUACAAACAUGCUGCUGGCUACUCUAAGAUAUCAAGCAAAACCAAACUCCACUCCAUCAGCUAAGGAUGACUUAAGGAAGGGAGAGUCUCAUUAGCGUCACUGGAAACCUCGGCUUUACUUACAUUUCAGGUUGCUGCUAUUAUCCACACCCUUUUUAGUGAUGAUACAGAACUGGGAAAUAUGGAUAAAAACACAGGAGAACAACUCAACAGAGCCUACGAAGCAUAUCGCCAGGCAUGUAUGGAUAGGGAUCGAGUCAAAAAGGAACUACAGCAAAAGACCGUUUUUUAUGAGCAGCAGUUACAUGAUAAGCAGAAACAGAUAGAAGAUCUGAAAAACAUCCUGAAAACGAGGCCCUCCUCAUUUGCUGGAGCAGGAGGAUUUUGUGUGCCACCUCCGUCCCCCAAAUUGGAGAAUUCAGACAGUUGGAAAAGUGAGACUGCUUCCCUUGAGAGUCUGCAAGAACAGUUCAAAGUCGGUCUGCAGCGAGAAAAGCAUUUCAAGGAUCAGCUGGAUAUAGAAAAACUCCAUGUCUUGAAAUUAGAAGGAGAACGUGACAAGUUGGAGUCUGUCCUCGCCAGUAGGAAUGAAGAAAUUCAAUACCUAAAAAAGUCAUUGAAAGAAUCCAGAGAGAUAAAAGAAAAACCAGACCAAAAAAUAAUCCUGGACACAGAAAUGAGAAACAUGAACAUAGCUCAAGAUCCUGCUGCAGCAGCUACAGCCGUCAGUGAAAAUGCAAGGCUAGGUGUUGAACGGAUUUUCUCUGAUCUAAAGGAAGAAUUCAGUCGGAUUUGCAAGUUAACGAGAGAACAAAGCAGCCAGCUGAAUAUAUUUCUGACGAAGAAAGAAAUUGCCUCUGGUAAUGAUGUUCUGUUGCAGUUUUCGAUGCCCGUUCAAUGCACUGAUGAAGAAAAUGAGGAAGCCCAGAUACUACAGAAACCAAUGGAUAAAACGGUCAGAUCACGGUUUGCAUCGAUUACUCCCCGAGGAUUGGGACCAGAUGAUGAACUGAGCAUCUCUGUGGAGUCCCUUUCAAACUUGAGCGUGAAGUUCCCACCGAGUCAUGAUGAAACUGAUUUUUUGGAGAGCUCUCCUGGAAAGCUCCCGAUUCUUUCUCCAUUUUCAGAGCAGGAAGCGAAUCCCAACAGACAACUUCCUGACAUCGCGCUGAAGAAUUUCAGCACAGCACGGUCGAGUCCGCCGUAUUCACCUCGAUCACCAAGGACUGCCUGCCACUUGGAUAAGCAUGCUGAACCAGGAACCAACUACAGAGGCACAACUGUGCCAACAGGGGAGGACAGUGGCCUCUUUUUGGCAGCCAAUAGCCCAGCUGGUGAUUGCAAAAACACUUUCCACCUUCCAGAUCCUCCAGAGUUAGAUAAAUCUGCAGAGAUCACCGAGAGGACAGUACGGGGACCCCAGCAGCCCAUUUGGAAGCCAUCAUCGCCUCAUGACAGUGACCUAUCAAUUCCAGGGAGUGAGAAAUGGGAUCGGAAUACUUCUUCCGUAUGUGAAUUUUGCCAAGCUGUUUUCCCACCAUCGUCAGCAUUAGGAGGAGAUUUUCUAAGACAUCUUAACUCACAUUUUUAUGGACAGUCUUAAAGAUUUUUCACAUGGAAGAUCAUCACGGUUUGUCUAUACUCUUAAUCUCCAUUUCUUCUUUUUGGACACCAUUUCCACUUAAUGAUUAUUUGGGUGACAGGAGUUUAUCUUGUUGGCCAUCUUUGGGCUGUCCAUUCCUAAUAUCUAUUCUAUAACCCCUAAUAAAUUGCAUUAUUUUAAAUGCAUUAUCUGCAUAUACUGUAAGUUGUAGUAAAUUAAUUUCUAAGAGUUAUCAUUUAGCUUGAGUAGGCGACUACUGGGCCAUAUGGUGCAUUUGCUUUAUUCUGUUUUGUUGUGCAUUUUUGUAGAUUUUUAUUUUAUUUUUGUAUGGUUUCAUUAGACAUAAGGGGCACAUUUAUUAAUUAUGGCUUAAGUACUGAUACUUUGAGGCUGAGUUCACACAUAGAGGUCUCGGCUAAAGGCAAUUCAAUUUUUAAUAUCCACUCUGUGAACUGCAGUUUAGUCGCUUAACCGCACAGGCAUUAAAAAUAAAAAUUUAUUUUACCUGUGCCGAUCUCCACAGCUAUGCGUUUUUAGGACAAAAUAUGUGAACACAGCCUAAAAGUAGAGAAUCUAGGCUCAAAUGGGCCCGACUGUCUGAUAGAUUUGGUGCAACGUAGACUCUUUUCCUUCUUUCUGCCACCUGUUAGACCAGAAUUCUGCACACAAACACCGGCACACAAAGAUAAUAAGACUGUCUCAUUUUAAGGCUACCUAGCAGUGGAUUAUGACUCGGAAAAACCACAGUGUAUGGUCUCAUGCACACGGCCGUUGUUUGGUUCCGCAUACAAAAUUCAUAUAAAAUCUGCUGCAAUAUAAGCCGGAAACGAGCCUCGACCACAUUAAUAAUUCUUCCCCAAUGUAUUUGCUGUCUCCACACAGGUUUCACCUCUAAAAGGUAUCCAUUUAACAUAGCAACUACCAACAACUGUAUAAGGCUCCAUUCACACGUCCGCAAAAUGGGUCCGCAUC
Molecule: messenger RNA, 2786 nt
Organism: Bufo bufo (common toad)
Lineage: Eukaryota; Metazoa; Chordata; Amphibia; Anura; Bufonidae
Gene: TANK
Product: TRAF family member associated NFKB activator
Exons: 12
Coding region: 393-1814 (473 amino acids)
Biological process (GO): canonical NF-kappaB signal transduction
Source: RefSeq, a predicted model, not a curated record